Messenger RNA from Brenthis ino (lesser marbled fritillary), 2610 nucleotides. NCBI's taxonomy places the organism in Eukaryota, Metazoa, Arthropoda, Insecta, Lepidoptera, Nymphalidae. The record is from the annotation of a GenBank genome assembly.
AUGCCUUCUUAUAGUCAAGAAAUAAAUGUAGACCUCAACGAGGAUGUUGCGUUUAAAACUCAACCGAAAGAAAAUAAAAAAGAAGAAGUUAAAUAUGUUGCAACAGAUUUAACUAACAAUGGGGCGCCAGCGGGACUAAACCCUGAUCAAAGACUAGCCUUUGCUUUAAGGGACUUUUUGGGACCUCCUAAUAUGGUCGUAUCCGAAGACGGGCCCUCUCCGUCCAAUAUGGAACAAAAACUGCCUUUCAUUGAUGAAGUUACCGAUGCAGAAGACCUGGUGCAGUCCGACGAGGAACCACUCCAGAAUCCGGAGACUGAAGAAGUCCUCAAUAAUGCAGCGUGCCGGUUGCGGAGAUGGCGCGCGGCAUCUAGAAAACUUCGUCGGCCACGAAUCAUAAAUAAUUUAAAUACCGAUGAUGUAUGUAAUGGUGCUGUCAAAACAUUUAAUGGAGGGCACACGGAUCUAGCCGACCGUCUGCGAAGCUUAGCCGCGGCAAGUAAUAUGUCGGCUUCAGCCGGUGAACUGCUUUCGUUGGCACCGCCUCCGUCUGCCGCCACCGCUCCCCCUUCGCCUGGCUGCCUGCUUACACCAUCCUUAGCUGAUCAAAGCUCUGCAGAAUACUUCGGAUCGAGUCCAGAAUGCUGUGCUGAAAGUUGUGGAACUAAAAGUGGGAACUCAGCCGGUACUCCAGGGCCGCCGCCUGGUCCGCGCUACAAGUUAGCCAGUGAAGGAGCCCUCAGAGUUUGCUGUUUUCAACAUACCCGAACCGUUGUAGACAAAAUACUUGGUGCAAAAUUUUUCAGAAGAUGGGAAACCCAUAUGCUAUGUUUAUUAGAAGAUCACAUUGUAUCAAAAACUCCAUCGGGAUUGCUUGAACAUCCACUCUCGUACAGUUGCAUGCAAGAGGUGUACUGCAUUUCAAGAUGGGAUCCAGCGAGGAAAUACUGUCUACGUAUCGUUAUGCCUCAUGGUUCCCUUCUCUUACAAGCCAAUGACGCAUAUACUAGGGACCAAUGGUACUAUUCAAUUGUUUGGAGAAGAAACAUGAUUAGAUAUCGUAACUUCUUAACAAAGUCCGUGAGGAAAGAGGUUGUGUUAAAAGAACUUAAGAACAUGGUGGACUUUGCGAUGACAACUCCUUUGCAAGACGAAAGUGUGACGCGGGCUCCGCUGCAAAUUCUCACCGACCUACUCUCAGAGAAUAAAGAUAGUUCAGAUUGGGAAGAAUGGGCAGAGAACGUAGCAAGUGUGGCUGCGCCGCUGUUGGCCGAGCGUUGCGUCAAUGGUGACCUCUGCGCGCUGCUCGCCCGACUGUGCCGACGCCGGCCGCGCGCCGCGCCGCUGCCCGCGCUCGCCCCGCCUGUACGCCGCGUCCUCACACGGAACGUCGACUUCGGGAAAGCACCUCAUGCCCGACAGUUCGUCAGAGAUUAUAUAAGUGCCCUUAGCGCUCACAACUCUGGACAAAGCUUGGUGCGUCGGUUUGUUGAAGUGACGCACGGGAGUGGUGCGUCGUGUCCGCACCCGCGCGCCGCGCCCAACCUCGCGUCCGUCGCUCUCGCCGCCAUCGACGACCACUACCGUGACACCACCUUGCCGCACAAAUGUGACGAUACCGAGCUGGAAGUGCUAUGCUUUGCAGACAUUUUACAACAUAUGUGUGAAUACGACGACUGGUUGAUCGUGGUAGGCGGUGUUCUUCAGCCAGUGCCGCUAUGCACAGGCGCCAUGAGCUGCCCGCGGGUAGCGGAACGACUUGGCACAGUAUUAGAGACGUUAGCCCACGACCCGCGAUGUUCGGCCCACGCCUGCGUCGCACCGGCCAGAGCUGCUCGACCUUCGCCGCCUUCGUGGUUGAAGACGGCUGCCCCUUCCGACCCUAUUCUGUCACUGCCACACAAAAGGCUAUGCCAGCUCUGGGGAGAUAUGUUGAAAUCUCUCUUAAGUUGUUGCUGUAAAAGGAAAAGUUUUCUACAGAGCAUGACCAAACAUCUGCCUGAUUUCGUAAUAGUCGCUCUCACUGAACACCCAGCAGCUUUAGAAGCAUUAUGUCUAAUGUUAGAAUGGGAAAUAGCGAGUGGCGAACAGACACAAUUAGAAAUCAUAGCAGCAUUGCAAGGAACCGAAUUAGGGCAACAGUAUUAUAAAGAUUUAUGUGAACGACAGCAGACUCUCCAGAGAUUGCAAUCGCAAGGCGGUCCGCGUCGGCUGGCGCUGCCGGUGCGCGCGACGGACGCGGACGUGGAAGCUCUGCUGGAAGCGGGCGCGCUCGGCAACCUCGAGUGCUUGAGCCUCGCCUUCACUAGUGUUACUAGUGCGUGUGCACAUCAUCUCAUUAAAUUACCUUCACUGCGCUAUUUGAAUUUAUGGGCUACAAAGUUUGGUGAUAGUGGUGUUCAACUGAUCGCAGAACAUCUUCCUCGUCUGCAAGUACUCAAUCUCUGUGAAACUCCUGUCUCUGAUAAGGGAAUAGAAGCAUUGUCCGGUUUGUCAAGUCUACGACGUCUUAAUUUGAACAGCACAAAACUAUCGGCAGAGGCCUUCGAAAUAUUACGUAAAAGAUUGCCACAUCUGCAGGAGUAUGAUAUCCGCUACACGGAGGCUUGG